AUGUCUCAAGUCCAGCCCCCUGGGUUGGCAGAUCUGGAGAAGGAGCUGGGCUGCUCGAUCUGCACCGAGCUCCUAUACCAGCCCCUCACUCUACUCGACUGCCUACAUACCUACUGCGGCUCAUGUUUGAAGGAAUGGUUCACCGCACAAGGAACCCGCCGACAACCCCGCAACGCAUCUCCCAAGUUCACCUGUCCAUCUUGUCGUGCCGAUGUGCGCGACACCCGCCCAAAUGCUACAGUCACAACACUAUUGGAUAUGGUCUUGGUGGCCCAGCCCGAUCGCACCCGAUCGGAGGCUGAGAAGAAGGAGAUCGCAGAACGGUAUAAGCCUGGUGACUCGGUUUUCCCACCACCGCAGGCGGAAACUGGAAGCUCAGAAGAUGAAUUCAUGCAUGAGAUUCGAGAGAUGAGCCUUCGUGAGAGUCAGGGUGACUCUCGACGGGAGGAGCGCCGCGAGGAACGCCGACGAGUACAAACAGAAGCGAGCCGCGCGAGAAGCAGUAACCCGGAUAACCGCCAUGGAGACGAUGGAAGGUCUCGGCGGAGACGAGAUGAAGACUCUGGUCAUCUUUCGGCUCGGACUCACGGCGAUUCUGAACGUUCGAGACGUGUCGAGCACCAAUCGAGCUUACGGUCCCUACUUAGCCUAUCAUCCGAGACGGAGACAAUGGAAGAAGAGAUUCUGCGACAAAUCAUCGAAGAAGGAUUGCUCAAUGAUAUCGAUCUUGAAAAUCUAGGACCCGCACAGGAGGAAGAGCUCAGUGAACGCAUUGCCGAGGCAUACCGUCGAAGACACAUGCAACAGUCAGAUCCCCGCCCAGCUCAAAGGCGGAGACAAUCACCGGAAACCAGUUCACGAUCACAUAUAAGGUCGCAUUCUACCCAGAGAACGGGCGAGGCAGUAUCGACACCCCGAGAACAAGGCGAAAGGCGACCACCUGUGUCUAGACCACACCUACUAGAAUCCGCCGCACCACGCCCGACCUCAAAUCACCAACGACGAAAUUCAGAGCAAGGCAGUGGCAAUCGGCGAACAUCUCCCGUGCGAGUAAACCAAGCAUCCAACUCAGAUGAGUCUUUAAGGCCUGCUGUUCGAUCCUCGAGCGAUAUGACGGCAGAGCGCACUCGUAGUUCUCAGACUGGGCGACCGAGGGCAGAGUCAUCAUCUCGACGACCACGACGAGCCACCGAAUCGGAACAGCCACUCUCCGACGUAUGGAUAAGUGGUGGAAGAGAAAGAACUUCCUCCCGGAAUCCUACAACAAGUCAAUCUGCGACAAACUCUCCUACUACUGUUACCUCGCCAUUCAAUGCCUCUCAUAGCUCAACCCCAACAGAACAUGCCACCCCACUUUCCUCGCCACUUGUUCCUCACAGAUCUGAAAGACGACCUAGACCAUCCUCGUCGCGCCCGAAUGCCCCACAGUCUCCCAGCAUUCAAUACGCCGAACCUUUGAUCCCGUGUGAUCGAUGCGGAAAAGCCAACAUUCAAUACGAUUUGCACAAGAGAUGCUUUAAGUGCAAAGAUGGAAAAUACCAUAUUUGUCUACGAUGCUAUCGCUCAGGCCAGGGUUGUCUUGCAUGGCCCGGCUUCAAAAACACUGCGCUGGCAACAUUUGAAUUAAUGCUGGCAUCUUCAAAUGGCCAGCCAGCACCUACCAAACGUCGUAGUAUCCAUGUAUUAGGCUCCUUCAAAUACCAGAAACCUGCCGAGACAGCUCGAACCACAAUGAGUGGAGAAACGAAAAUGACGACCGAUAAUCCAGUCCGUCGCCUGGGGACUGGGCUAUUCUGCGACAUUUGCAUGUCUUCUACCAAUGAGUGCUACUGGAAAUGCAAUCAAUGCAACGAGGGAGACUGGGGAUUCUGCAAUCGUUGCGUAAACCAGGGAAGAUGUUGUACACAUCCACUAUUACCAGUCCGCCGCCUAGGUGGGAUCUCUACCUCAACGGGCACCGCGAAUGACUCCCCAGUCAUCGAAAAGUCGGAAAGCUAUAAGAUUUUGUCCUUUUCCACCAACUGCGACAUCUGCACUUACCCAAUUCCAGCAUCUGUUACAAGGUUUCAUUGCCUCGAAUGCAACAAUGGCGACUACGACGUUUGCACAAAUUGUUAUCUCAAGCUUGUUGUAACCUCGAAAAUCAGCAAAGAAAACGGGCAUAGCGGAUGGCGCCGCUGUUUGCAAGGGCAUCGAAUGAUUAUCGUUGGCUUUGAAGACCAUCAAGACGGACAAAGACGCGUCAUUGUGCGAGAUCUCGUGGGAGGUCGAGCACUUAAAGACGAGCAUGUGAAUCGAUCACCAUCUUCAUCGCCUACCGUCACUGGGCCAAUUGCAUCCCCAGAACUCGGCAGUGGAGACUGGAGCUGGAGAGAAGGCCAAGAACGCCGCAAGAAGGCUUCUCGUUUGCGGGCUCUUAUGGGCUCCCAGACUAGCACAAACACGUCGCCUGCAGACUCUCCAAUCCAGAGCCCAGGCACUCCUACCUCUCCUCACGCACCUUCUCUGCGACGCUUUCCUCCCGAUGGAGGCGUAGGACUCAUUGUUCAUGCAUUGUGGUCGUGGUACCCUGAGGAGGACAUUCAAGAUGAACUCGUCUUUCCACGUGGUGCUGAUAUUACAGAAGUUGAAAAUAUUAAUGACGAGUGGUUUUGGGGAUGUUAUGCUGGACGUACUGGGCUCUUCCCCGGUUCACAUGUUGUUGUUACUCGAGAGGCAUGA
Penicillium angulare is the source of this 2721-nucleotide messenger RNA. Its product is annotated as SH3 domain protein. The transcript has 2 exons. The record is from RefSeq and is a predicted model, not a curated record. The coding region runs from base 1 to 2721 and encodes 906 amino acids. Gene Ontology annotation, molecular function: metal ion binding; ubiquitin-protein transferase activity; protein binding. NCBI's taxonomy places the organism in Eukaryota, Fungi, Ascomycota, Eurotiomycetes, Eurotiales, Aspergillaceae. Gene Ontology annotation, cellular component: nucleus. Gene Ontology annotation, biological process: mitotic cell cycle checkpoint signaling; ubiquitin-dependent protein catabolic process; protein ubiquitination.